Rhinopithecus roxellana (golden snub-nosed monkey) is the source of this 2391-nucleotide messenger RNA. RefSeq names its product ectonucleotide pyrophosphatase/phosphodiesterase 6 (gene ENPP6). NCBI's taxonomy places the organism in Eukaryota, Metazoa, Chordata, Mammalia, Primates, Cercopithecidae. The record is from RefSeq and is a predicted model, not a curated record. The coding region runs from base 82 to 1404 and encodes 440 amino acids. The transcript is spliced from 8 exons.
GAGAAUAGCUACAGAUUCUCCAUCCUCAGUCUUUGCAAGGAGACAGCUGUGCCAGCUGGGCUCUGGCAGGCUCCUGGCAGCAUGGCAAUGAAGCUUGGGACCCUCCUGCUGGCCCUUGUCCUGGGCCUGGCCCAGCCGGCCUCUGCCCGCCGGAAGCUGCUGGUGUUUCUGCUGGAUGGUUUUCGCUCAGACUACAUCAGUGAUGAGGCACUGGAGUCAUUGCCUGGUUUCAAAGAGAUUGUGAGCAGGGGAGUAAAAGUGGAUUAUUUGACUCCAGACUUCCCUAGUCUCUCGUAUCCCAAUUACUAUACCCUAAUGACUGGCCGCCACUGUGAAGUCCAUCAGAUGAUCGGGAACUACAUGUGGGACCCCAACACCAACAAGUCCUUUGACAUUGGCGUCAACAAAGACAGCCUGAUGCCUCUCUGGUGGAAUGGGUCAGAACCUCUGUGGAUCACUCUGACCAAGGCCAAAAGGAAGGUCUACAUGUACUACUGGCCAGGCUGUGAGGUUGAGAUUCUGGGUGUCAGACCCACCUACUGCCUAGAAUAUAAAAAUGUCCCAACGGAUAUCAAUUUUGCCAAUGCAGUCAGCGAUGCUCUUGACUCCUUCAAGAGUGGCCAGGCCGACCUGGCAGCCAUAUACCAUGAGCGCAUCGACGUGGAAGGCCACCACUACGGGCCUGCAUCCCCGCAGAGAAAAGAUGCCCUGAAGGCUGUAGACACUGUCCUGAAGUACAUGACCAAGUGGAUCCAGGAGCGGGGCCUGCAAGACCGCCUGAACGUCAUCAUUUUCUCGGAUCACGGAAUGACCGACAUUUUCUGGAUGGACAAAGUGAUUGAGCUGAAUAAGUACAUCAGCCUGAAUGACCUGCAGCAAGUGAAGGACCGCGGACCUGUUGUGAGCCUUUGGCCGGCCCCUGGGAAGCACUCUGAGGUAUAUAACAAGCUGAGCACAGUGGAACACAUGACUGUCUACGAGAAAGAAGCCAUCCCAAGCAGGUUCUAUUACAAGAAAGGGAAGUUUGUCUCUCCUUUGACUUUAGUGGCUGAUGAAGGCUGGUUCAUAACUGAGAAUCGAGAGAUGCUUCCGUUUUGGAUGAACAGCACCGGCAGGCGGGAAGGUUGGCAGCGUGGCUGGCACGGCUACGACAACGAGCUCAUGGACAUGCGGGGCAUCUUCCUGGCCUUUGGACCUGAUUUCAAAUCCAACUUCAGAGCUGCUCCUAUCAGAUCGGUGGACGUCUACAACGUCAUGUGCAACGUGGUGGGCAUCACCCCACUGCCCAACAAUGGGUCCUGGUCCAGGGUGAUGUGCAUGCUGAAAGACCACGCCGGCACCGCCCCGCCUGUCCAGCCCAGCCACUGCGCCCUGGCCCUGAUCGUUGUCCUCCUGCUUGCGUAACUGAUCCUAUUGCUUGUCCCAACAAAAACACCAUCAGCAAAGUGGGCCUCCAAAGCUGGAUGAUUUUCAUUUCGUGUGUGAAUAAUAGCUUCAUUAACACAAUCAAGGCCAUGCACAUUUUAAAUAUAUUAUUCUUGGAUAAUUCUAUACAUAAAAGUUCCUACUUGUUAAAAAAAGAUACAAACCUUGUUUUUCCAGAAGGUAGAAAAAUCCUAGCUUUCCAUUUGUUCAGUUAUAUGUCAUUUUCUCCUUUCUUUUCACAUUACUCAGGAUGAACUCUCUGAGCAGGGACCUGCUCCUGCAGCAACCAAACUUGGAGUGGACACUGCAGACAGAUGCGGCUCUGGGCCCCUCUCUGUCCCACCUUGCACAAAGGAGCCCCUCAGACCAGGCCCUUGUCUGUGCCCUGUCCAUACCCAGGAGCCAUCCUCAGUGUCUGUGGCCACAAUCCUGUACUGUCCCUUCCAUCCCGAUAAAAGGAGGUCUACACGAAAGCAAAAGCUACUGUCUAUUUCUGACCCAACUCAUGGAAUUUUUUCAUCUUAUACUGAGUUCCAGAAAGGCCAUAACUUAGCAUGGAUCACCAAUCAAUCAAAAGAUAAAGAAAUCACUAAGGAUUGGAGAACUCACAGAACAAGGUGAAAGACACGAGUCCCCUCCCAAAGUCUGAGUGCACAAAAGUUUCUCCCUUGCCUUGAGGAGCAGAAAAGCUUCUGAUGGACAUGGGUUUCUGUGAGACUUAUCACACAUAGUACAUCAUGGCAUGAAGCCUGGCACAUAGCAGGCCCUGCUUGUUGAUGGACGGAUGAAUGGCCUGCCUGGCUGCCUGCCCUGCCCAUCCACCUGUGCAAAGGCUUCCUCAGAUGCUGCCACUCUGUGGCUCCCAAUACAGGGUGCAGACAAGAGCACUCCCUGACAUGGUAGUAUAGGCUGGGAAAGCGCUGGCUCACUGAUGAGAAUGUGGAGGCAUCAGCAAGGAUCUCAGUG